This is a messenger RNA of Parnassius apollo (apollo), 945 nucleotides long. The record is from the annotation of a GenBank genome assembly. Lineage: Eukaryota; Metazoa; Arthropoda; Insecta; Lepidoptera; Papilionidae.
AUGAUGUUCUCACCAGGAUUAUUAUUUCUGUUAUCCGUGUUGUGGAGGUGUGAAGGAUCUCUUCUUCGUGACAUUUUGUCAACUGUACACGAUCAUAUUCAUUCUAGAGUACAUGAUGGAGCAGGGGCGGUCCUCAGAAGCUUGAACCUCAACUUCCAAGGUCAAAUUGGAGUUAAUGAACAGGGACGACCCGGCUAUGGACACGGACCACCACCAGGACCGCAUGAAAAUUUUGGUCCAUAUGAAAACAACUAUGGACAACGUCCUCAUGGCUAUAGACCUAAUCAAAACGGAUUUCAACAGCCGAUUAACAAUAACGAAAGACCCUAUUCUCAUAACUCUAACGAAUAUAACAGACCUUUCCAAAAUGGGCAUAAUAACAAUAAUCACCAAGGAAAUGGAAAUGAAAAAUAUCCCAAUAAUUACGACAAUAAUAUACAAGAUUUUUCAAACAAUGAUAACUAUGGCUAUAACAACAAUGAGCAUCCCAAUAAUCAAAACGAGUAUUACGAUAACAAUGAACAUUAUCAUAACGGUCAUCAUCAUAACAAUCAAAACCAAAACUAUCCUAACAAUCAAAACUAUCCCAAUAACGAGUAUAAUAAUCAAAAUAAUAUCAACAAGCCAAACCAUGGAAACGGGCCCGUAAACGGAAAUCCUAAUAAUGAAUUUAUUUCAACUGAAAAUCAAAACAAUCAGAACUCUCCUUCAACAUCGUCAAGACCUUCGUAUGCUACGGAAGAUAACCAUUCGAAAGAUGAUAACUCAGCGACUCAAAAUCAAACUGAUCGUGACGAUCCAUUAUACAUUCCUCUCGGACCUAAUGAUUAUAUAUACGGUGGCGAUAAAAUAAAUGUUACGGCUCCAAAACGGCAAACAGAUAACAAACCGCAAACGGCAGAGGAAGAAGAAUUCCCUAUAGAUAUACGAUUCAAAGAUGAGUAA